Molecule: messenger RNA, 1308 nt
Organism: Dacryopinax primogenitus
Lineage: Eukaryota; Fungi; Basidiomycota; Dacrymycetes; Dacrymycetales; Dacrymycetaceae
Product: mitochondrial carrier
Exons: 5
Coding region: 79-1245 (388 amino acids)
Biological process (GO): transmembrane transport
Source: RefSeq, a predicted model, not a curated record
CAAUAGACCAGCAGCGUGCUUCACGCAGUGGCAGGCGACCCAACCCAUCCGGCAGCUCCCAUCAGCGCAGAGGGGCCCAUGCCCCCAUCCGUACCUUCCUCAUCCUCCUUCCCUCCUCAAGCACCAAAUGCACCGCCCAUAGCUUCAUCAUUCUCCCUCAGCUCGCUCGCUCAUCCCUCGCGGAUCAAGCAGCUUUAUCUGGAGAGCAGGCAGCGCGCACGGGUCGAUAGAACAUCAUGGGACUACAUCAUGCGAACGGGGUUCGCAGGUGGGCUAGCAGGAUGUGUGGCAAAAACUGCCGUCGCCCCGCUUGACAGGGUCAAGAUCCUGUUCCAAACAAGCAACAAAGACUUCCAGAAGUUUGCAGGAACUUUCGUUGGGGUAGCAUAUGCCGCACGGGAGAUUUAUCGCACUUCGGGCUUGAGGGGCCUCUUCCAGGGCCACAGCGCGACACUUCUCCGUGUGUUUCCUUACGCAGGCAUCAAGUUUGUGGCAUACGAUCAGUUAGCUUUCAUCUUAAUGCCGACGAGGGAAAGUGAGACUAAGUGGAAACGGUUUGUCGCUGGGGCUGGAUCAGGUGUGAUGUCAGUACUAUGCACCUAUCCACUCGAGCUCAUCCGUGUCCGACUGGCAUAUACCACCCGACUGACUGGGAACCACGCACUUUGGCAUACCAUCCGAACCAUCUAUCGGGAAGGUGAAGCGCCCUCCACGACCUUCUCAUCCCCACCCUCUGCCUCCCCAACCCCCUCCGGUGCAGCAACAGCAACAGCGACCUCAUCGGCGAAAACAAUCCGAAUCAUCCCCAAAGGCUCUCUCUUUGCCCUCUUCCCCCUCUUCAAGUUCUAUCGCGGCUUCACUGUCACUCUCACCGGUAUGAUACCCUACGCGGGCACCUCGUUCCUCAUGUACGGCACGCUCCAUCGAGCGCUGCAAGCUUCUGGUAUCCCCGAAGAACAGCUCCGGCGACACAAGCCAUUCGCGGAUCUUUCGAUCGGCGCCGUUGCCGGUGCCGUCUCACAGACCGCCUCCUACCCCUUCGAAGUAAUACGUCGCCGUAUGCAAGUAGGAGGCGUCGCGCACCCCGAGCGGUGGCUCAGAUGGGGCGAGACUGUUCAAGCCAUAUGGAGCAGUCGAGGAUGGAAGGGGUUCUUCGUCGGCCUCAGCAUAGGAUACGUCAAGGUCGUGCCUAUGACAGCGAUCAGUUUUGCGACCUGGGAAUGGGGGAAGAGGAUGUUGCUAUGAACGGCGAAUUGGGAACACAUGGAACACAUAUACCGAAUGCUAUAAUGCACAAUGUAUCAUUUU